Monascus purpureus is the source of this 1428-nucleotide messenger RNA. Lineage: Eukaryota; Fungi; Ascomycota; Eurotiomycetes; Eurotiales; Aspergillaceae. The record is from the annotation of a GenBank genome assembly.
AUGGCUGCCGCGAGAAUAUCCACCCUCCUCUGGGGAACAGACAGCAAAGACCGCUCCCUCCUAAUGAAACUCGACUUCACGCUUCUCCCCUAUUUCUCACUGAUCUGGUUCCUCUUUGGCGUGACGCGCGCUAGCUAUUCCUCCGCGUACAUCAGCGGCAUGGACAAGGCCCUGCACUUCCACGGAAAAGACUACAACUACAUGAACACGGCAUACACCGUCGUCUAUGCCGUAUGUCAGAUGCCAGGGACGAGUUUGUUGACACUGGCACGCCCGAAAUAUGUCUUUGUCGCGGCAAAUCUGACGUGGAGCAUCCUUACGCUUGUCACCUAUAAGAUGAAUCAUGUGUGGCAGAUUAUAUUGUUGAAUGCGUUGGAGGGCGGAUUUUCUGCUAUUGCAUACGUCGGCGCACAUUUCAUUCUCGGUUCCUGGUACCGCAAGUCCGAACUGGGGACGCGAACGGCCGCGUUUUGUUGCUUCGGCCAUCUGGGAAGCAUGGCGGGAGGUUGGAUCCAGGCUGGAUUGCUCAAGUCGCUUUCUGGCAAGGCCGGAUUGCCUGCUUGGCGAUGGAUUUUUAUCAUCGUGUCUGUGAUGACUAUUCCGGUUGCUCUGUUUGGGUGGGUAUUCAUCCCUGAUCUCCCUGUUCAUCGAGCUGCGUGGUAUCUCAAUGCAGAGGAGAAAGAGCAUGCUGCACGGAGGCUGGGUGCUACGCCGCGGUAUACAUGGGAUCGGUCGGUUUUCUGGCGGAUCUUCCUCAGCUGGCAGUUUUACCUGCUGCCGUUUAUAUUCAUGCUGUACUCCCUCUGCGUGCAGUGUCUCUUGAACAACGUCCCGCAGCUCUGGAUGAAAUCUCGUGGCUACACGACCAUCCAGCAGAAUAACUACCCGACAGCCAUCUACGCUACUGCCAUCGUCGGCACGGUGGCCUACUCCCUCAUCUCCGACAGACUAAAGUCGCGCUGGGAAUGCUCCAUCGCCAUCGGACUGACCUUUAUCCUGGGCACGGGAAUCCUAGUCGGCAACCCGAAAACAGACGCAGGACAUUUCUUCGCCUUCUACGUCCUGGGUACCACCUAUGCGCCCCAGGCUCUCUGGUACGCGUGGAUGGCAGACGUUACAGCGCACGAUCUGCAACUCCGCGCCAUCACGACCGGGUUUAUGAAUUCGUUUGAUUUUGCCUUUACCACUUGGUGGCCGUUGGUCUUUUACCCGGUUACUGAUGCGCCGGAUUUCAGAAAGGGGUAUAUCUCCAGUUUGGUUACGGGGGCUGCUACCUUGCCUUUUAUCCUGGCUAUUGCGUAUCUUGAUUGUCGGGGUACGCGGAGGGGGGUGAUUGGGAGACGGCCUUUCGAGGAGGUGGAGGAAGCAGAAGUCAGUGAUGAGACUUUGGUAGUGAGGGAGAGUGCUGGGCAAACGAAGGGUGUGUAG